Adineta steineri is the source of this 3092-nucleotide messenger RNA. The record is from the annotation of a GenBank genome assembly. Lineage: Eukaryota; Metazoa; Rotifera; Eurotatoria; Adinetida; Adinetidae.
AAAUACCGAUAUUCGAUUUGUUGGUAGAUACCUUGCUAUAGGUAAAAAUUUCAGUAAUAUGCCUAUAACCCUAAAUAGAAGGCGAAAGGGCACAAAUCCUCUUGAGGUUUUUCAUACCUCACUGAGGUCUAUCUAUCGCCAAAAGAUGGCGCUUAAAGGGCUUUAUCACCUGGAGAGGUUCCCUCGUAAGAUGCAUAGUUAGAUUCAUUUUUUAAGUCAAAAUGGCUUGACAAUAUGAGUUAUAAAAUAGCUACUCUUAUAAUUUUGUUCACUACUGUAUAAGAUAAAUAUUUACUUGUUUUUUUCCAAGUUCAAUCAAACCAUGAUCUUUAUUACUAGUUGACAAAUAGAUUCCAUGUCGAAUAAGAAAAAAAUAUUGAGAAUCUGAUGAUGAUGCUGUCGAUGGUGCGACGCAUCUUGAUGAAAUAUUGUUAAACAGUUUUUUUUAUUAUUAUUAUUCGAAUAGGUCAAUUUCGCACAUAAAUAUAUAAAUUAAGUGAAAAUUGGUUAAUAGAAACGAAAGAUUUAAUACUACCAUAGUUACAUCAUUGUAAGUCAAUGAAAGAAAAAAUAAUGUAAUAAUUGAAUUACAGUAUUAUUUAGAUCAAAUAGUGUGUAUAAGACAAAUAAAUUCGGAGAUUUCAUAGAUAAGAAGCCAAACUAGAUCUCCACUUGAAGCAAGUUCAAGUAGAAGAAAGACAACUGACUGCAGAAGUGUAACAACCCUCAUAAACGUGGAAAGCUGAAUCGUUUAUAAUUUUGUUUUAUUUUAUUCUCAAAAUCAAUUAUUUAAACUCAGAUAAGGAUUUAUUCGCAUUCAUAGUAAUUCUUCAUCCAUAAAAAUAGACCAAGAUAAAGAUUUUUUCUUUACAAAGCAAUUUGAUAGUUGAGAAUAAUUCAAGGAAGAGUUUACAAAUUGAUGCAUUAACUGCUCAGGUAAUUAAAAACUAACAAAAAAUGAUGACUUUCAUGUGAAAACACAAAACAAAAUGAAACUUUCUAAGUUUAAAUUUCCAUUAUAAUCUCCGAAAGGGAUUAUUCCCUAUACUAGGAAUAUUCUUAAUUAGUAAGAAAUGUGAGCGAAAUGUGCAAUAGUGCAGAAGAACAUCACAUGGAAAACAAAUAACCGAAAAUGACCUGAAGGUUGAGAAAACGAAAGCAAUAUAUAUAUAUAUGUAUAGGAUCGUAUUUGUCAUCUUACGAUAUAUAAAAUAGAAGAAAAAAAAAGAAACAUCCAACGCAAAUGAUUCACAUUAUAACAAUGCUGUUAAAAGAUCAUAUCAUUUUAUAAGAAUCAAUUUAAUGAAUACAAACUACGCGUCUCUUUUAUAUAAAGCAUAGACGUUGUUCAGUCGUACACUUUUUACAUAUCGAUGAAAUAAUAAAGUUGUUAAUUAAAUACUAAUUACGAUUAGUUAAAGAGGAUAAUACUAAUGGGACGAAUAUUUUCCUAGUUGAUGAAAUAUAUAAAAAAUAAUAUCUGUUUCGCCAUUUUAAUGCAAUUGUUUUCAUGAUUAAUAAUCGGCUCGAUUAUAUUACGAAUUUUAUUUUAAAAUACAACAAUACAUGAUUUUAUGUUUACUAGUAAAAUAGUUAUACCUAGAUGUAUAAAUAGUUAGCCAGCUACAUACACGUGUGUGUACAUACAUACUUUCUUAAGUUUAAUAUAGAAAAGCAGAUAAAUAUAUAUUCAUUUCUAUUUUAGACUUUUUCAAAGACAUGGCGAUGACAAACGAUAAAACACUAUGUAUUACAUAUGCCAAAGAAAAAAUAACAUACCCAGGUCAAACAAACGCGAUCGUAAACGAAGUUCGUAAUAAUCGACCUGGGGAUGUUCAAAAAGAUUUUGUUUCUAGGAUUUAGCACAACAUCGUCAAAAAUAAAAUGAUGAAUUACGUGGUAUUAGUCAUGGUUAUGAUAAACUUAAAGAAACAAUUGUGAUAUAAAAACAAGGUUCACAAAAUCAUCUAGUAAUGAACCAAAUUAAUGCAUGGGAAACAAAAUCAAUUUAAAAAAUUAAAGCAAAUGCACAAGAGUAUCGAGAAAUUUUCACUAACUCAUUACAAGAAUGUGUUAAUGAUAGUGAAAUAAAAUUUAAUGGUUUGCUUGAACAAAUAAAACAACUUCAACAAGAAAAUGAAUCUAAUGAAACUGGUUUAAAUUAUUUGAGGAAACAAUUAAUAAAAAUUAGUCAAGAAUUAAACAAUCCAUCAAAUAUGUCUACUCCACAAAAUUCACAACCGCUUAUCAAUGAUAUUUUAAUUAUUUCAUCGAAAAGUACGUUAUUAAGAAAGCCAAAAUUCAUGAAAUGGAAACAAAAUGCCAUUACUGUGGUUGGUGAAAAUAAAGAAUGUGAAGGAUUAUGUCAACUCAAUCGCCCUCAAAGAAUCUUUAUCGAUAGAAACAAACAUAUUUUUAUUGCUGAUUUUAUGAAUCAUCGUGUUAUUGAAUGGGAAUGUAAUGCAAACACAGGACAAAUUAUUGCAGGUGGAAGUGGCAAGGGAUACUCAGAGAAGCAAUUGAGUAAUCCCAUAGAUGUGAUUUUUGAUCAACAAACUCAUUUCAUCAUCAUUGCUGAUCUUAGUAACAGACGAGUGAUUCAAUGGAUGAAUAAAGAUCAACAAAUUCUCAUUCACAAUAUUGAUUGUUAUGGCUUGGCAAUGGAUAAAAAUAUAUUUCUCUAUGUUUCUGAUUAUAAGAACAAUGAAGUGCUACAAUGGAAAAUGGGUGAAGACAAUGAAGAAAUUGUAGUAGCAGGUGGAAAUGAACAAGGUAAUCAGCUCAAUCAACUUGCUUAUCCUACGUUUAUCUUUGUUGAUGAAUAUCAAUCUGUUUAUGUAUCAGACAGUAACAACCAUCGUAUAAUGAAAUGGGAAAAAGGUGCAAAAGAAGGAAGAAUUGUGGCUAGAGGUAAUAGUAAUGGAGAAAAUCUCAAUCAAAUAUCUAAACCUGAAGGAAUAUUUGUUGAUGAUUCGGGUCAAAUCUAUGUGGCUGAUUAUGGAAAUCGUCGAAUAAUGCGUUGGUAUGAAGGAAAAGGUGAACUUGUUAUUGGUGGAUAUAAACCAGAUCAGUUGAGUGGACUUAUGGGUUAA